AUGGCAACUUACACUGAGCACUUCAUUCAGCGCACAGUUAAAGAUCUAAUCGACUUCCAUGGAAUAGAAGAAUUGAGAAGCAAAGGGCUGGACCAGUAUGCAUAUAAGUGGGACAGGACUCACUCUGCUUAUCAGCUGCAAGAGACUUAUAAAAAUUUAGAAAAUGGUGAAGAAAUGAAUGGUGAGCAAGACAAUGUAUCAAUAGCCGGAAGAAUUGUGGCUUGUCGAACAUUUGGAAAGCUUGCAUUUCUCACUCUAAGAGGUAUCCCCACCUCAGCUUUCUGUCCUUACAAUGAUCUUGCCAUCUCUUUAAUCCUCACUCAAGUUGUUCAAUGUUUGAAACAGUUUUAUUGUGAAAAGGUGAGAUUUUUAAGUGAUCAGUUUGACGAGCUUAAGAAUCUUGUUGAUAUUGGUGACAUACAUGGUGCAAGUGGCUCAAUUAAGCGAAAUGAGAAAGGGGAGAUUUCUGUCUAUGUGAACUCUUUUGCAAUUCUUACAAAAUCUCUACUGCCCUUGCCAGACAAAUAUCAUGGUCUAACUCAUGUGGAUAAGCGUUACCGGCAAUGGUACAUUGAUAUGAUUUCCAAUCCUGAAGUAGCUGACGUAUUUCGGAAGAGAGCAAAGAUUGUAUUAGAGUUAUGCAAGACAAUGGAAUCUUUUGGAUUUCUCGAAGUUGAAACUCCAGUUCUACAGGUUGGAGGGUUUGAAAAAGUUUAUGAGAUUGGUCGAAUAUUCAGAAAUGAAGGGAUUUCAAAUCGUCACAAUCCAUAA
Messenger RNA from Humulus lupulus (European hop), 771 nucleotides. Its product is annotated as lysine--tRNA ligase, chloroplastic/mitochondrial-like. The transcript has 7 exons. Gene Ontology annotation, cellular component: cytosol; mitochondrion; cytoplasm. Bases 1 to 771 code for a protein of 256 amino acids. Lineage: Eukaryota; Viridiplantae; Streptophyta; Magnoliopsida; Rosales; Cannabaceae. Gene Ontology annotation, biological process: lysyl-tRNA aminoacylation. The record is from RefSeq and is a predicted model, not a curated record. Gene Ontology annotation, molecular function: ATP binding; lysine-tRNA ligase activity; tRNA binding.